Symbiodinium sp. CCMP2592 is the source of this 561-nucleotide messenger RNA. NCBI's taxonomy places the organism in Eukaryota, Dinophyceae, Suessiales, Symbiodiniaceae. The record is from the annotation of a GenBank genome assembly.
AUGCCGCUCUCCGCCCGGAUGAUGCUGUGGCUCGGUGCUGUGUUGGCACAGCUCUACUUGGCAGAGGGCACGCGGCCAAACCGUCACCUCUUGCAGCAGUCGGCUACGAACAUUGUGACAGAGAGCCCGCCGACCUGCGAUAUCUUUGCUCUCACGGAAAAUAUGGGAAAGGCCGAAGGCAUCUGGAAUGCCGUCAUGGCAUUUGGGCUGGUGAGUCUGCUCGUGGGCCUUGUCUGCUGUUGCAUCCGGGCUAUCGGCCUCCUCGGUGCAGGGGCCACGGCCAUCGCAGGGGUGGCCAACCUCAUCAUACCCGCCAUUGCAUCCGUCAACUUCAGCGGCGUUUUCGAUACCCACUGCCCCGAGAUCAAGAAAAUUGUGAUCUUCCAUGAGAUGGCAGCUCUGGGGACCCCCGCCGGCUGCUACAGCUGCGGGAAGGGUAUGGUUACGCUCGGCUUGGCCUUCUUCAACCUCAUCGUCGCGGUCUUUCUCCUGCAGCGGCACCAGAAAGCCAAGGAUGCGCCGGAGGCGCCAGCGACUCCGGAGGCACCAACGCCUCAGUGA